AUGUCUCCUACGGCUCCAUCAAAAGUCUUGUUCAUCUUAGGCGGAGGCCCUCGCAUCGGCCAUGCCGUGGCCAAAAGGUUUCUGCAGGACGGCUACCGAAUCGCAGUUGGACGACGGAACCCCGGCGACGGGAACGACACAGCGGAAGCGGAAGCGCAAGGCGUUUUCCUCGUCAGUGUAGACGUGGCAAGCCGGCAGUCGGUCAAGGCUGCCUUCCACGCGGUCAAGUCCCAACUAGGGGUGCCGAAUGUGGUUGUUUACAAUGCCGCCGAUCUCACCUUCCCCUCUCAUAUGGAUGAUCCUUUCGCAAUCUCUCCUGCCGAGUUCGAGCACAACCUGGCGGUCAAUGCGACCGGGGCCUAUUCUGCUCUUCACCACGCCAGUCGUGGAUUUCUGCACCUGAAGAAAGCAUUUGGAGACUCGGAUGACGUCCACUGUGUUUUCAUCGCCACAGGGGAUGUCAGCCCGUUUCAUCCCGAUGCUGCGGCCACGACGCUGGGUCCGGGGAAGGCUGCACUCGCGUAUCUGAUCCAGGUGGGCAUGAAAGCCUACGAACAGGCAGGGAUCCGCUUCUAUUUUGCCUCACAGGUCACCGCCGAGGGCAAGGUCGUUCCCGAAUCUGAAGUCAGCGCCGUCGCUCAUGGAGAAGUGUAUGUGAACCUCGUCAACCGCGAUCUGGUUCGAGACGUCUGGCAUGUCAAAUUCUCGGCGAACAAGGAGGGCACAAAGGUGAAAGUCGAGUGGGAGUCGGAAUAA
Messenger RNA from Capronia coronata CBS 617.96, 756 nucleotides. RefSeq lists its product as uncharacterized. Lineage: Eukaryota; Fungi; Ascomycota; Eurotiomycetes; Chaetothyriales; Herpotrichiellaceae. The coding region runs from base 1 to 756 and encodes 251 amino acids. The record is from RefSeq and is a predicted model, not a curated record. The transcript is spliced from 3 exons.